CUGUCGACACCGUCUUCGUGAGCCAGACGGCUGGCCUUGAGCCGGACACCUGCCAGGAAUGCGGAUUGGAACAGCCCAGCCUCAUUGGUUCAGUCUGCUAUUCGUGCGGUCGGAAGGGAGAGAUCAAGAGCACUCCACUCCAGGGGUGCAAGUGUCGCGCGAAAACACCUAGGAAGGCGCGUGAGUCAAGGAAGGGAUAUGGAGUGUUCGCCACGUUCGCGGUUGGUCUAGCUGCGCUCACUGCGGCGUACGCAUUUGACCCGUCGCAAUAUGAGUCAAAGAGCUGGUCGCGGGCGGGGGCCUCGUUUUCGAGCCUUCGUCGCGAAGAAUCGCGGGCGAGGACUUCGUUUUCGAAUCCUCGUCGCGAGGAAGUGUGGGCCACCUUCCCCGGUGGUUGGGUGCGAACGCACCCGGAGGCCCGGGAGAAGCUGUUUGAGUUUAGUGAAGAAGCGUCGGCCCCACUCACGCUGAAUGUCGACCAGCUGGAUUCUCGAAGGGUCACGACAGGUCAGUUUUUGGAUGGAGAGUCUCUCUUUUGGGAAGACUCGUGGCGUGAAGGCGACCCGUGGGUCUUUAAGGGACGUCCAUGGGUAGGAGAAACCCGUUUCUACGCGGUGGGUCAUGGUUCUGAAGGCUCUUGGAGGAGCACCAUGACCGAGCCAGUGUUUCACAUAGUGGAGGCGCCAGGCGGAAUCGACAAAAUGGCAGAGGAAACGCCAACGGAGCGCUACUACGAUGCGCUCAGGAGGUCUCUGGAGAAGCGUUUUCCCAAGGCCAACCAAUUCCUCCUGGAUCACCUGAUUUCGCUUGAAGCAUUUUUGGACAAGUCGAUCGUUUUUGGUUUCAGCUACGGGGUGGCUAAGGCGGAGAUCUGCAAGGAAGGUGGCAAGCUGUUGGGACACAUCGUUGGGAGGAAUGGAAGCGAACCAGACCCUGAGCGAGCUAAGGCCGUAAUGGACUUUGCACCGCUCAGAGAGAAACUCCAUAUCCAGCAAUUUCUUGGAUGCUCCAACUGGUUGCGCAUGUACCUCCCCGCGGAGUACGGUGUUUGUUCCAAAAUUUUGACUGGCUACCAACGGCCAGAUGCGACCUUCCCACCUGAAGGGCUCGGAUAUGGCAGCACAGAAGGCUGCAAGGCUGUUCGGGCCAUCAAGCGCAUGUUGGCUAAGUCAAUCAGCUUAGCUAUGAUUGACGAGGCCAGCGCCAUCUCCGGAGCUUGUCCGCUUGAGCAGGUGGCCGAUGCCAGCGGGUUUGCAGUCGGUGGUACUGUGGUCCAGAUGACCAGAGACCACACGAGGCUGAAGGUGCUCCUCACGCACAGCAAAAGCCUCACGCCGCCGCAGCAAGCAUGGCCGCCUCUAGUUCAGGAGGCCUUCGCUCAAUUGGAGGAUGAGGUCAGCCCGCCAGAGCAAGGAGGAACCGCGGGCGGGGCUCGUGGUUCACGGCCUUGCUGCGGGAUGAGCCGAGAAGUUGCAGGAGAAGAAGAGGGCGUCACUCUGCUGGAAGCGAUCCGGGAUGGAAGGGUGCCUACCCCGGAAGAGAUGACGUUCCCUCGGUGGCAGGCUUGGCGACGUGCCGCCGGCCGUAGGCCCACAAGGAGAAGGGACGGCAGAGGCCUGCCGACAGGUGAAGAAGUAGCCCUCUGGAGGAGCGUCAUGGAUGAGCUCUAUGGCGAGGGCAGGGCGGCGGAACUUGACGAGGGCGAUGAAGAGGAGGAGGAAGAGAGGCCGUCGGCAUCGGCCUCCCCUUCUGUUGCGUCUCGUGAGGUCGCCUUGGUGAAUAGCCCACGCCCGUCUUCAGUUGGCACUGGAGGAGUCAGCGUGGUGAGCCUUCGGGCCAAGUUGCAAGCGUUGUAUGACCCUUCGGCGGAGGAAUUCGGGGCGUACCUGAUGCGUAUGGGACGAAUCAUCUCCGCUCUCCAAGCCUUGGACGCAGCUGUUCCGCCGGGUCUGUUAGAGACAGUGACAAGAAAGGCGGAAUUCAUGAUCGAACUGUAUGGUGAGCAUGGGGGUUUGGAUAAAGUGAGAGCUGUGCGUUUCUUGCGAGACAAGUUCGUAGCUUACGCGCAGGAUGAGACCUUAGACCCUCGAGAGAGAGACAGUUCGAUCGCCGCGAUCGGUGAGUUGAUUGAACAAUUAGGAGGGAAACCGAGUUCGAGCCCAGGAAAGGUGUAUAGUACUCCGUCUGGAGCGGAGGAAGCAACGGUUCCUGUGGCUCGCGGUCCCGUCAGCGGUCUUCGCGACGUUGGACGCGGCCAACGACCGGCGCCCGGUCCCGCUCCUAGUUCGGGACCAGAACAAGAUGGGGAUUUCUCCCUCAGGGCCAAGCUGGCAGCUCUGGAGAUGGAGCUGGAGGCGAUGAAGCGAGAAAAAGCCGAAUCAGAGGCCGGUUCAGCGUUGGGAUCGGAGCAAGGCUUAGCAGCCGCCUUGGCCCAACAGAAGGCAGCGCUGGAGGCGCAAACAAAGGUGCUCCAGGAAGCGUUGGGACGAGGCGGAGGCAACCAGUCUGUCACCGCGGUCAAAACAGACCUUCAUUGGCCGACCUUGACAGACGAGCGCUCUGACUUCAAGGAUGUCACCUUGUUCUAUGAGGAGUUCGAGGAUGUGUGCGCCUUAGCGAACUCCUGCCGUGGAAUGAAUGCCCGCGAGAAACUGCUGGCUCUCCGAGCGCGCUGCCGGGGAAGUAGGCUGAAGACCUACCAGAACCUGUACCGGUCCGCCUGGAAGUCCGGAGAGGUCCUGGCAGACCCCGAAGCAGUGUAUGAGCGCAUCAAAUCGAAACAUUUGAUGUUUAGUGAAAGCCGAGAAGAGCGAGAGAUCCGCGUCGAUGCGGAGCAUGUCGCGCUCAUGAAGGGGAAGCUCACUGGUCACCAGUUCGAACCUUUGUUCGAAGCGUCGGUGGCGGAAUUGGAAGCUGUGGGUCUUGGAAAGACGCAGCGAGAGCUUUUCCUCUCCUACUUGAGGAAGGUUGGGACCAGUCUCCAACGGGAGAUUCGAUCCGACAAGCGGCUUUGGGGACACGAAGACAAGCUCCGAGGGCCGCAGACCUGGGAGGAGGCUCAUCGGGUCGUCCUCGAGUAUGAGCAGCGAGAAGCGACUAACAAGGCCACCGCCAACGCCGUGUUCACGACCACCGGCGAAGCCACGCGUCUUGCAGCGGAUCUCGCAAAGAAGGAGAAAGCAGAGAAGGCGAAGCGGGACAAGGCCAACAAGGAGGCGAACAAGGGAAAGGGCAGAGGCGAUCAGGAUGAGAGAAGGAUCUUGAAGAUGUCCAAAGAGGCUGACCCUGUGAAUGCCAACGCCAACCUCACUUUGCGCAAGAAGUUGAACAUGGCAAAGAAAAAACAACAAGCAAAGAAAAACAAUGGUAAAAAAGGAAAGGCCGCAGAAGAGGAAGAGCAGAAGAAGGUGAACCAAAGUGGAGCAGCAGGGUCGAAAGAUGGCAGCAAGAAGAAGAAACCCACAAAGAAGAACGCGCAGAAGAAGAAUGAUGGCGGUGAUGGUUCUACGAAUCCAAGAGGAAGUGAUGAUGCGAACAACCAAGCAAACAGGAUGACAAAGGAUGCCAAGGCCAGGGUGAUGAUUCGAGAUUUGGAUUGGAGCACCAAAGCUUCGAACCUGGUGGAGCGCGUGUCGAAUCUCAAUGCUGAUGCGGCCGACUUGAUCCAGGAGGUCAGGGUUACAAGGACUUGGCUUCAAGAGAUGCCCUGCCCCUCCGCCGAGACCAUCCUCUUCGGCUUCUCGUGGUGCCAGCAGUGCGCCAGUGACACCACCGAAAGGGAGCCAGUCACCACCAAGCCUUUUGCCAAGGCCACCAACAAGGCAGUUCGACCCAGCACUACAAGACUGCUAGAAGAACAGCAGCAGCCAAAGAAGGUAGCUGCUCCAUCAUCUGCUCCGCCACGAGUUGAAGAAGAAGACGGUGGUGAAGCAGCUCCUCGUCGGACAGAAGUGAAGGUCGAGCAGCCAGACAACACGAGUGGGCCUCUUCAGAAUGUCACCACUAAGCCCGAGAGUGAGCAGAAGGAUGAAGAGUAUGAAGAUGUUGUGCUUGAUGAUGAGGCACAUGAAGCAGAAGAAGAAGGGCAUGAGAAGAAGGAGACAGAGCAGGAAGAGAAGCAAGAGAAUGAAGAAGAAUACUUUUUGCCUGAGGCAACAAGUGCUUCGUUUGCUCGCGUGGCUGUAGAUCCUGUUCCCGGUCAUCAUCAAGUGUAUGCUCAGCCCACUCCUCAUCGUGAUGAAGGCCAUGACGACACCCAGCCCAUUCCCAGUGCUCAUGAUGAAGGCCAUCAUGAAGAAGGUGUGCCCACCAGUCCUGCUGGUGGCCUUGUCGAAGCUGAUGAUGAUGAGGUUGAGCGCUUCCAUGAGGCUGAUGAGCUGCCGGAGGAAAAGGCGGAAUUGGGAUUGAUGAAAGAAGAGGAAAAGGAAACUGAUGAAGGCUUUGAAGGCGGCGAGGCUACACCAUGGAAGAGGCGGACGGACAAGCGUGACCGUCACAAGAAGAAGGCAGCAGCGGCAGGAGCGCGUGCCAAGAGUGCUGCUGGUUCUUCUUCGCAGCCGGCUUCAGGUGACGUCAGUGGUAGCCGGAAGCCUUCUUCAGCGGCAGAGCAUGAUGCUGAUGAGGAGAAGGCAAAGGAGCCCACCUGA
Durusdinium trenchii is the source of this 4646-nucleotide messenger RNA. NCBI's taxonomy places the organism in Eukaryota, Dinophyceae, Suessiales, Symbiodiniaceae. The record is from the annotation of a GenBank genome assembly.